AUGGAUGAUAAUAUUGUAAAUGAGAUGAAGGAUGAAAUUUCUCGUCUAGUACAAAAGGUCAAGCCUUUUCAGCCAAAUGUGAGGGAGAUUUAUAUCAAAGCCCUCAAAGCUUUAGAAUCAUCACUGCAAGAUAUCAUUUUGGUGGAACAACCUGUUCUGCACUUUCUCUAUACUCUUCUUCGCCAUAUGAUAGAGCUAUCAAAUGUGAAGGCAAGAUUCAAGAGAUCUGUAAUGGAUCAAAUCGAAGCAUUGCAUGAGGAGCUGCAAAUUAUUAGUUGUUAUCUCUUUGAUCCAUCAGCUUCGCAAUACACUCAGAAAAUUAAGAAAGUGAGCCAUCUACUUUUGCACAUCAAAAUAGUGCUCUGUCGUGCAGCAUAUGCUAUUUAUGCAUCUUAUGACAGUGAUAUUCCUGAAGAAAUGGCUGGGGAGCUGAAUCUUAGAAUUGCCGAUUUGCUGCUAGAGAUAGAGCUGCAGUAUCAAAUGGAGAUGGUUCUUGGAAGCGUAUUAUCUCUCAGAGAAGAUUUUUUUGAAAUUGGGGAACAACUUUUCCGAGAACAGGAGGAGCAGAGAGACCCUUGGCUACGUUUCAAAGACAUUGUAUGCCAGACUGAAUUUGUCAUUGAUUCAUUUAUUGCCAGAAGUGGUCAUCUUUGGGAAUGGAAAUUGGGGCUGUUUGAUAUCCUACAACAGAUUAAGAUUAUCAGCAGAGAGCUGGUUAGGAAAUUUGUUGGAUUGCAAGGUCCCAACCAUGAGGCUGGAAAUGAAACAAAGAAGUCCAUUGGCCAUGUGGAGCUUUUUGCUGAUGAAGCAAAAAAGAUAAAGAAGCAACUUACUAAUGGUUUCACAGAGUUGUACAUACUCUCGAUUGUGGGAAUGCCUAGCAUUGAAUGCAAAGGCCUAACUCUUGCUGUGGAUUUGGUAACUGGACUACUGGGAAAGAAGGCAAGUAAUACAGAAUGCUGGGCACAGGUUGCAAAUAGUUUAAACACAAACCUUCUUGAAGAUGAAGACAGACGGUGUAUGCACAUACUGGAACUUAGUUACAGGCAGUUACCAGACCAUUUGAGGCCAUGCUUUCUUUAUUUCAGAGCAUUUCCUAGGAACACAGAAGCGCCAACAAAUAAGUUGAUGUGGCUAUGGAUUGCAGAAGGAUUUGUUCAACUGCAAAAAGAUGAUGAAGGAAGCUCAGAGGAUGUCGCUGGGAGCUACUUGACUGAUCUAAUUGGCAGAAGCCUUGUAACAGGUUGCAAAAGCGUAUCCUCCGAUGGAGUGAAAGCAAGCUGCGUCCAUGAUCUAUUGCAUGAUUUUGCUCUGGCAACAGUUAAAGAAGAGUGCUUUUUGCAGCUGCAAACAUGUGUUCAUUCUGAUCAUUUGUCUUCUCAUGCCCAGACAUUGUACGAGCCAUACUGUCUUUGCAUCAAAGCCUUUUGGCCGACGUCUUCGCUCUCUAGUGUCUUCUGA
This is a messenger RNA of Coffea arabica (coffee), 1461 nucleotides long. Lineage: Eukaryota; Viridiplantae; Streptophyta; Magnoliopsida; Gentianales; Rubiaceae. The record is from RefSeq and is a predicted model, not a curated record.